Molecule: messenger RNA, 1768 nt
Organism: Amphiprion ocellaris (clown anemonefish)
Lineage: Eukaryota; Metazoa; Chordata; Actinopteri; Pomacentridae
Product: cytochrome P450 2J4-like
Exons: 9
Coding region: 39-1535 (498 amino acids)
Biological process (GO): xenobiotic metabolic process
Cellular component (GO): intracellular membrane-bounded organelle; cytoplasm
Molecular function (GO): oxidoreductase activity, acting on paired donors, with incorporation or reduction of molecular oxygen, reduced flavin or flavoprotein as one donor, and incorporation of one atom of oxygen; heme binding; iron ion binding
Source: RefSeq, a predicted model, not a curated record
UUCUGCUCAGUGUUGGAAGCUGCAGUCAAAGCAGAGACAUGGAGCAGAUAUUCAGUGUUCUCGGUUUGGAAUGGAUGGACAGCAGGAGCAUUUUAAUAUUUCUCUGCGUUUUUCUGCUCUUGGCUGAUAUUUGGAAGUACAGAGUGCCGAGAAACUUCCCCCCUGGUCCUUGGGCUCUUCCUUUGAUUGGUGACCUGUUUCGCAUCAAAGCUUCAAAGAUUCACCUCCAGUUCACAGAGCUUGCUGAGAAAUAUGGAAACAUUUUCACCAUCCGUCUCUUUGGUGGAAGGAUUGUGGUCCUUAAUGGCUACAGGCUUGUGAAAGAAGCCCUGGUCCAUCGAGGAGAAGACUUCACGGAUCGUCCUUCCAUACCAGUGUUCGCUGAAUUGUUUGGGAAUAACGGUAUUGUGAUAUCAAAUGGAAAUCCAUGGAAGCAGCAGAGGAGAUUUGCUCUUCAUACACUCAGAAACUUUGGUCUGGGCAAGAAGACUCUGGAGCUAUUCAUCCAGGAGGAGUGUCGGUAUCUCACAGAGGCGUUUGCAAAUCACCAAGGGAAGCCCUUUAAUGCCCAGUCAAUGAUAAACAGUGCUGUGUCCAACAUCAUCUGUUGUUUGGUGUUUGGGCAUCGAUUUGAGUACAAUGAUAAGCAGUAUGAGUCUAUUCUUCAGAAAUUCAAUGAGUUACUGUACAUACAGGGAGGUGUGUGGGCGCAGAUUUACAACAUGGUACCCUGGCUGAUGAAAUGGCUGCCUGGACCUCAUCAGAGGAUGUUCACUUUGAUGCAGAACCUAACUGACUUCGUUCAAAUCAAGAUCAAAGAACACAGAGAAACCCUCGACCCCUCAUCACCAAGAGACUACAUCGACUCCUUCCUUAUUGAAAUGGGAGAGAAGGAGGACAAAGAUGCUGGCUUUGAGCUCAAGAAUUUGUGUUACUGCACUCUUGAUCUGUUUGGUGCUGGAACUGAAACUACUACCACGACUUUACACUGGGGGCUGCUGUACAUGAUCCACUAUCCUGACAUACAGAAGAGAGUCCAGGCUGAGAUAGAUGCUGUGAUUGGUUCAUCCAGACAGCCCUCCAUGACUGACAGAGAAAACAUGCCCUAUACUGAUGCAGUUAUUCAUGAAAUACAGAGAAUGGGCAACAUCCUCCCACUCAAUGUGGCCCGCAUGGCAAGCAAGGACACCACACUGGAUAAGUACACAAUCCCAAAGGGCACCAUGAUCCUGCCAACACUCAAUUCAGUCCUACAUGAUGAGUCCAUGUGGGACACUCCACACUCCUUCAAUCCUCAGCAUUUUCUAGAUGAAGACGGUAAAUUUAGGAAGCGAGAGGCCUUUCUUCCUUUUUCUGCAGGUAAGCGAGUGUGUCUUGGUGAACCUCUGGCCAGGAUGGAGUUAUUCCUCUUUUUCACCUCCUUCCUUCAGAGGUUUUCAUUCUCGGCGCCUGCUGGAGAGAAGCCCAGUCUGGAGUACAAGUUGGGACUCACUCUUUGUCCUAAACCUUACCGCCUCUGUGCCACACCAAGAUAAACAACUAACUAUCACACUGAUCCACUGUGUGGAACUACAUUCAUCUUGUAAGGGAUAUCAGCAAUCAUCAGGAACAUCUAUAUUAUUCUUUUUCUGUUGUGUGGGUAAAACAUAAUUUUGAUCAAUUUUUUCUCCUUAACCCCUUUCCAAUAAACUUGGUUAUACUGGUACAUUAUGAAAGUAAUCUUGUGUAUUCAAAUAUUGAAAACUAAAAUAAACAAAUAAAUCCCAAA